Messenger RNA from Triticum turgidum subsp. durum (durum wheat), 375 nucleotides. The record is from the annotation of a GenBank genome assembly. NCBI's taxonomy places the organism in Eukaryota, Viridiplantae, Streptophyta, Magnoliopsida, Poales, Poaceae.
AUGGCCAUCACUUCUCUGCAGCUGCCCUCUCAGAUCCACGGCCUUACUCCUGCUAGAAAUGGGCGCACCCGCACAAGGUCACGGGCUACUCUGCUUAGCUGCAAACACAACCAGUCAACCAUUGUCCAAGUAGCCAGCAGGACAUCCCGCAGAGAUACCCUGGCAUACAUUUCGUCUGCCUUCUUUGCAAUGUUCCUGGUGGCUGAACAUGCUGAAGCUAGAACCUCCAGACAAGAGAACAAGAGGAAAGUAAUGGAGAAGUUGGAGAAGGUCCGGGAGGAGGCCCUGGGCUCAAAGGAGAAGAAAGAGGACACGAGCAAGGAGUCUGUGGCGAACUUGUUGAUCCCUCCUACUUUGGUCGAUGCUUACAUCUGA